Hibiscus syriacus is the source of this 1210-nucleotide messenger RNA. RefSeq lists its product as uncharacterized. Bases 47 to 1210 code for a protein of 387 amino acids. Gene Ontology annotation, cellular component: intracellular membrane-bounded organelle. The transcript is spliced from 3 exons. The record is from RefSeq and is a predicted model, not a curated record. Lineage: Eukaryota; Viridiplantae; Streptophyta; Magnoliopsida; Malvales; Malvaceae.
AAAUACACAGUUUCUUCACCUUCGCCAUUUUCGAAACCAGUUAACGAUGAAGCCGCCAGAACCUCAUAUUUACCCGAGAAACCAUUCAAAAAACCAUGAUUUCCUUCCAGGUCAUUUCCUCUUCGUCACCGUCGUUUUUCUUCUUCAAAUCCCAGAAACAAUCUCCUCAAUCGCCGCUCAAAUCCCAUUAGGGUACAUCAAACACUGCAACGACGUUGUACCGGCGUCAACGGCGGAGCCUAGCGCUCUCUCUUUCAGCCCCAUCGUGCCUAUCAGCCUCGACUUCACCAUCGGGUAUUACAGCGGCGGAGACUCCAUUUUCUUCCAAUCGAAUCCCGCCACCGAUGUGCUGAAAGCCGCUACGUUUCAUGCUCGUUCUCGCAAGAUUACCUUGAUAGUAAUAAAACCCGGAAUAUAUAAAGUGAAUGGAAAGCUCGUUUUACAAACUCUCAAGUCGUUUCCCGUUCCUUCUUCCGAUGACGGUGUCUUAAAUCCCCGCCGUGGAUUUCCGCGGACGUUCCGGUUCAGGGGACCGAGAAUCCCGUCAAUGGUCGAUAGAGGAAUGCAGGGUUUUUCACUUGGUGGGUUUUGGUCGGAAUCUACUGGGAGGCUUUGUAUGCUUGGGUCAGGGACAAGUAACGGAAAUACAGAUAAAUUUAGGACCUUUAAUGUUGUUCUUAUGCUUAAUUAUUCAACUAGUUUUAAUGUCUCCGGUAGUUUAAUCUCUGGGGUUCUUCAAAGUGUGGAUUCUGAACCCAGUUUGAGUUAUUUUGAGCCUGUGUCCAUAUUGGGUGUGAGGAGCACUGGGAAUUAUGAAUUUAGUUUGGUUGAUAAUGGAAAGGAAAGUUUUUGUUUAAGUGAAGGAGAGAAUUUGGAUGUUAGCAAAGCAAACGGAGGACUUUGGUCGGUGAUUGUUCACCGCAGGAAUAGGUUUGGAUUGGAUUAUGAGAAGGCUUGUGAUAAAGUUAAGGGUAAAGAACAAAUACUGGAGAUACCACCUCAAGCUCAGGACACGCCCCAUCCGCAUAAUAGCCGCCUGAAAAAGAAGAAGAUGGAAGCAAGAAUGGAGAAAAUUGAGGAGAACAUGGAAAAAUUGCAGAAAGAACUUGAAGACAAGAUAAGCCAGAGUAGUCUGAGUACUCUGAAUACAAUCAUGAAGAACCAAGAUUCUUUGGUUAAUAAGAUCGUUUCCAAGUUAGUUGACUUAUAA